CUCUUGAUUUUCUGUUUGAGGAAAACUGGAAAACCUAGUAUGUUUCUCCGUCUUCUCGGUUGAGAAUCCUCAGAAGACUGAUUUUCCCACUUUAGCUGCCAUCACAAAGACCGAUUUUUCAUCAGUUAAUUCGCAGCCACAAAAGAUCUACAGAGAGCAGCAGUAAUGUCAAGGGGCGGGAAUUACACAAACCCAUGCCUCACUAUGCAUCAGCCAUGGGCUUCCUUGCUCGUUCACGGCAUCAAACGCAUCGAAGGCAGGUCUUGGCCUUCCCCCAUUACAGGGCGAUUAUGGAUUCAUGCUGCCGGGAAGGUGCCCGAACCAGAGACAAUCAAAACAAUGGAGGAGUUUUAUAGGGAGAUAUAUGCAGUUCAUGGCAUAACCAAUCUCCAGUUUCCAGAGCAUUAUCCUGUCUCAAGACUUCUAGGCUGUGUUGAAGUAGUUGGAUGUGUAACUCGCGAAGAACUCGUGAGCUGGGAUGAGAUUCCGGAAGGGGUGAGACUCGAAGGACAGACUGAUUUUUGCUGGCUUUGUGAGAAGCCGCAGAAACUUGUUAUUCCAUUCGAAAUGCGGGGGCGUCAAGGUGUUUAUAACUUGGAAAGGAAGGUGUAUGAGGCUGCAGUUAGAGGUCUAACUCCGGUCACAUCUCCGCUUCCGGUAGAGUUCCCCCUUCGGGACCCAUCUUCCCUGAAACCGAAAUCCCACGGUGCUUCUUCUUCCUCCAACAAUCCCCCUAUUUCAUCCGACCCAAACAGGUCCCAAAGUCUAGUUGCAGCAAUUGCAGGUGCCCGGGCAGCUGCAACGCAGUUCUCAAAGAGCAACGGGUUGCAGAGGCCAUCAAAGAAUAACAAUGAUUUCCCAAGCAUCAGAGAGUGGAGACCGGUCUCAUCCGGGACAAGGAAUAAGUCCAAAGAGCUUAUGUAAGGUAUACUCUCUACGUCCGGAUUUAGUUGUACACGGGCAUUUUUUUUACUUUGUGUGUUUUAACUAUUAAAUGUAGCAGCAUUACUACAUUUUAUAUGGGUUUUAUUAACUUGUUUUGUAAAUUUUUUGAUGUUUUGCUAGUUAAUGCUUAGUGAGUGAUUUUCUUUUAGUUUUUUUACAGACUUAUACGACAAAGUAUUGUAAAGAACAUGUAUUGUACUAUUUAAAAAUGUUCAAAUUAAUAUACUUCGUGAUCCUUA
Cuscuta campestris is the source of this 1184-nucleotide messenger RNA. Lineage: Eukaryota; Viridiplantae; Streptophyta; Magnoliopsida; Solanales; Convolvulaceae. The record is from the annotation of a GenBank genome assembly.